ACCAGCCUCUAUAUGUUCCUACAUACUGGUCAUGUGCCUCUCAACAAGCAUCUCCACCACAUCCACAAGUCAGACAGCCUGUUCUGCGCUCAUUGUCCGGGCAUUGAAGAAACCAUGCACCAUUAUCUGAUAACCUGUUGUCACUAUCAACGAGCAUGGCACAGCCUCAUCACGGCUCUAGGACACAAAGCCACGUCUACUCAAUUCCUCCUGACUGACCUGAGUGCUAUCCCACACCUUGUCAGCUUCGUAAAUGCCACCAGUAGAUUGAGAGCCAUUCUCGGUGAAAUUCCACUUCCUCACACCCUCCUGAACUGA
This is a messenger RNA of Suillus subaureus, 318 nucleotides long. RefSeq lists its product as uncharacterized. NCBI's taxonomy places the organism in Eukaryota, Fungi, Basidiomycota, Agaricomycetes, Boletales, Suillaceae. The transcript has a single exon. The record is from RefSeq and is a predicted model, not a curated record. The annotation marks the transcript as partial.